UAAAUACAAAUGUUCUUCAUGACACUCAAAUCACUCCAAAAAUGGUUAACAAAUUAAGAGUCACACAUGAGUCUGGAGCUAUAGUUGGUUCCAACGAUGAUCUUUUAACCGAAAUCCUUCGCAGGCUCCCCUUUACCUCCGUCUUUCGGUUCAAAUCCGUAUCCAAACACUGGCAUUCGUUGUUGAGUCACCGAAGCUUCACCCUCUUGUAUGACAAUGUUCCGGUUUCCCCUGGUCUUUUUCUUCAUGAUUUGUAUAUUCCAUUUGAUCUUAAAAAUCCAUCCCCUCCUCCUUUUCGUACUCGUGAUUUCUACCCUAAUCGUGAUUUCGGAAUCAUGCAAUCUUGUAACGGGUUACUGCUUUGUUGUAGCAGACGAAAAUACUACGUGGUUAACCCCACUACCAAGAAAUUUGCGAUCAUCCCAUCGGUCAUUGGUGGUUCAGAUGCUCGUAGAACAAUCGGUUUUGAAGGUUUUAUGGGCCUGGCAUAUCAUCGAGCAGACUUGCAUUACAAAGUUGUUUGUCUUCGUGAUGUAAGUCGUUAUGGGAGGCUGUUUCAGAUCCAAAUCUACUCGUCUAAUACCGGGAAAUGGAGAAUUUCAAAACAAUCUAUUCGUGCGUCUGAUUAUCCUGGUGAUUCUACGUUAUUCUGUUUUGUAGUUUAUUGGAAUGGAGCAAUGCACUGGAUUCCCGGAGUUGAUCUAGUAUACUUUAAGCUCGAUCAAGAAAAGUUGAAAAUGAUGUCGUUGCCAGAGAGGGAUCUCUCUUCGCCUCGCGAUGAGGCUCCACUUUACUUUGGGGAAUCUGGAGGCCAUCUGCAUUUGGUGGAAUCUAUUAGUCGCAAACAUCGUUCACGCCUGAAUGUGUAUGAAAUGUUGAGUGAUUAUUCAGGGUGGGUUAUCAAAUACCAAGUGGAGCUUGAUGAGCUUCGGCCCCUCUAUAAUAAUAGCCGAGGGGUGGGAAAUUAUCGUCUGUUUGAAGUCUUUGAUGUGGUUAGGGGUGAAGAUGAAGAAGAAUCUGCAUUCAUGGUAGUGAAAAUUCAAGAUAAGAUCAUAAGGUACAACUUUGUUAACAAGAGUUAUGAACACAUAUUUGAUUUGCCCAGCCAUCUCUGCAACCAAGGGAUCGGUUACAAUAAUGUCCAUCGUUAUAUCCCAAUGUUAUCUUCUUUCUAACAUUAAAAUUUGUCGGACGUUAUUCACAUGAGAAACGGGUUGGUGUACUGUUUGGCGACCGAAUUGGGCCUGGUGUGUUGGGUCUGUUUAUUAUAUGAAAGGAUGUUUAGUCUUGUAUUUAGUUAAGUUGGUUAAGUUUGUAUUUGAAGUUUUAUUUAAGGAGUCUUAUAAUAAUACAAAACAGUCGCUGAGAGUUUCCACGAAACCG
Molecule: messenger RNA, 1383 nt
Organism: Helianthus annuus (common sunflower)
Lineage: Eukaryota; Viridiplantae; Streptophyta; Magnoliopsida; Asterales; Asteraceae
Product: F-box protein At5g07610
Exons: 1
Coding region: 42-1175 (377 amino acids)
Molecular function (GO): protein binding
Source: RefSeq, a predicted model, not a curated record